Molecule: messenger RNA, 1851 nt
Organism: Rubroshorea leprosula
Lineage: Eukaryota; Viridiplantae; Streptophyta; Magnoliopsida; Malvales; Dipterocarpaceae
Source: the annotation of a GenBank genome assembly
GUCCAGAUGUGUUAGAAAAUUGUAAAUGGUCAUGUAUGUUUGGGGAGGUAGAAGUUCCAGCAGAGGUUAUAGCAGAUGGUGUUCUUCAUUGCCACACUGCAACACGAGGCUAGCAGGGUUUCUUUCUAUAUCAUGCACUCCAAUGGAUUAGUUUGUAGCAAAGUGCUAGAAUUUGAAUACCAAACCGUUCAUACUGAAGAUGUUAACACUGCAGAAAACUAUAAUAGCAGUGCCAAUGACAAUCUUCAAUUGCGAUUUGAUGAAUUGUUAAGCUUAAGCUCCAAGUUAACUAUUUCUGACACCAGCAGUUUGGGUGAUAUAUCCCAGUUGAGCAGUAAAAUCAAUACAUUACUUAAGGAGGACAUCUCAGAAUGGGAACAAAUGUUAAAGCUUAGAUCAGGGGAGGAAUUUUCCUCAGAAAAAUUUAAUGAGAAGCUGUUUCAGAAGCUACUGAAAGAGAAGUUGCAUGUAUGGCUCUUACAGAAGGUAGCUGAAGGUGGUAAAGGCCCUAGUGUAUUGGAUGAGGGUGGACAAGGUGUUCUACAUUUUGCAGCAGCACUUGGCUAUGAUUGGGCUUUUGAGCCUACUAUAGUUGCUGGUGUUGGUGUCAAUUUCCGUGAUGUGAAUGGAUGGACUGCACUUCAUUGGGCAGCGUCUUGUGGGAGAGAGCAUACGGUUGCUUCCCUCAUUUCAUUGGGUGCAGUUCCUGGAGCAGUAACAGAUCCAUUCCCUAAUUAUCCUUCCAGCAGAACACCUGCUGAUCUAGCCUCUGCCAGUGGACAUAAAGGAAUUGCUGGAUACCUUGCAGAGGACGCUUUGAGGGUCCAGAGUUCAUCCCUUAAUUUGGCUAAUGAAGAUGAUGAUAAAAAAGGACCCAAAGCAGUGCGGGAAAUUUCAGAAAGAAGUGUAACUCCACUUAGCUUAAGCAAUGCACCAGAUAGCCUGUCAUUAAGGGAAUCAUUGGCUGCUGUCCGUAAUGCUACCCAAGCUGCUGCCCAAACUUAUCAGGUUUUCCGAGUGUACUCCUUCCAAAAAAAGAAGUUAAAUGAGCUUGCGCUUUCACUUUUAGCAAUCAAGUCAUACAAGCCAGGACAAGGAGAUGAACUUAUACAUGCAGCUGCCACAUUCAUUCAAAAUAAGUUCCGUAGUUGGAAGGCUAGAAAAGAGUUUUUGAUAACCAAGCAGCGAAUUGUUAAAAUUCAGGCUCAUGUGAGAGGUCACCAAGUCAGGAAACGCUAUAGGAAAACAAUCUGGUGUCUAGGAAUUUUGGAGAAAGGGAUCUGGCGUUGGAGAAGAAAAAGAAGUGGUUUGAGUGGAUUUAAGCCAGAAGCAUUUACUGCAGUUCCCAAUAUGCAUGAAAAUUCCUCAAAAGAUGAUGACUAUGAUUUUCUGAAAGAAGGCAGGAAACAGGUAGAAGACAGGAUACAAAAGGAGCUUGCUAAGGUAAAGUCUAUGGUUCAGUAUCCAGAAGGCAGAGAGCAAUAUCGCAGACUGCUGAAUGUUGUCUCUGAGAUCCAAGAGAAAAAGGUUAGUGCCUCGAGUCCAAUUGAUUUUGAUGAAGACCUGAUAGAUGUUGAAGCAUUGUUAGAGCAUAUGCCUCCAAAAGCACUGGUGAGUCACUCCCCGCAAGUGCCAGCCAGGAUUGUUCUACUCUGGUGUUUGUCCCUAUAAACGCUCAAAUGACACCAAAGCAGAGACACACACUAAAUUACAUGCUGAAAUGUUCAAUAAACAACAGUAUUACUCAUAGAUGAGAAAUACUUCUGGUACAAGUCAUUCUGUGGAUAAGGGUAGUUUAGGUAUUUCAGGUUUAAACCCGGUUAUAACUUCAAAUCAAGAUUUUGAAGUUAA